AUGGCUACCGCUGCGACUGCGCCCUUCAUUCCCACUUUUGACAAGGCUACGUCGGAAGCCGCGCGCGCAGGAGCCGCCUCCUACCUAGCAUCACGCCUUAAGCCCUCCGCUCCCGCUGACGCUUCGUUCACAAUCCCAACCAUUGACAUUGCCCCUUCCUUCUCGUCGAGCAUUGAAGACCGCAAGACCGUGGCCGCUCAGAUCCGCGCUGCUUGCAUCACCUCUGGCUUUUUUACCAUAACCAAUCAUGGAAUCCCGGCCGAAGUCUGCGACGACAUCCUCAACCAAGCCAAGCGCUUCUUCCACGACCUCCCUCACGAAAAGAAGGAGGCUAUCCAUAUGAAGCAGAGCACGCUGCACCGUGGAUACGAACCUUCCGAGUAUACCAGUGCUGUGGGCGAAGCCGAGACUAAAGAGGGCUUCAACUGGGGCUACGAGACGCGCCUCGACUCAACUGGCGGAGAUGGCAAAUACGUCGAGGUGGACGGCACCACAUAUCCCGAGGGCGCGAACCUGUGGCCGUCCGAAGCAGACCUUCCUGGUUUCUUUGAGGGCGUGAAGUCAUACUACAGCCAGGUGCUGGGGCUGGCGAGGCACAUGUUCAGACUGUUCGCGCUGAGCUUGGGUCUGGAGGAAAACCACUUCGACGAGAUGAUGACGCAUCCUGGUGGCAUUGCGAGGCUGAUGCAUUACCCUGGCGCUAAAGAUCCAAAGCCGUUGGACCCUAAUGAAAAGGCGGACGAGAAUCUGGGUUUGGGCGCACACUCGGAUUAUGAGUGUUUCACUCUCCUCCUGCCCUCCUCGACCCCGGGUCUCGAGGUUCUCUCUCCUACUGGCCAUUGGAUACCCAUCAACAAGGUCCCCGGCGGUCUUAUCGUUAACAUAGCCGAUUUCUUUAUGCGUUGGACGAAUGACAUCUAUAAGUCAACUGUACAUCGCGUUGUGAACCGGACGACAGAUGCGCGGUACAGUGUACCAUUUUUCUUCAGCAUCAAUUAUGACCAGAAGGUCGAGACACUCCCGAGCUGCAUUUCGGAAUCCAAUCCGUCAAAAUAUUCCCCGAUAAAGGCGGGCGAGUAUAUUCUAGAGCGCUUGAAUGCCACGACGAAGGACGGAGCAGGGUCGUAUGGCAACUCAAAUCUCGAUGCAUGA
Aplosporella prunicola CBS 121167 is the source of this 1152-nucleotide messenger RNA. RefSeq lists its product as uncharacterized. Lineage: Eukaryota; Fungi; Ascomycota; Dothideomycetes; Botryosphaeriales; Aplosporellaceae. The record is from RefSeq and is a predicted model, not a curated record. The coding region runs from base 1 to 1152 and encodes 383 amino acids. The transcript has 3 exons.